AUGGAGUCUCUUAUAUCAACAAUAUUUUCCCUCCUCCUUCUCUUCGGUUCAACAUUGGGGGGACGGUACAAAGCAACGAAAAACGCUUUGGAAAACGAUGUUUCAAGUACCAUCAUAGUCGAUAAGAGCGGUCGAGGAAAUUUUACCACAGUGCAACAAGCCAUCGAUUCUGUACCACCAAAUAACUCUCUGUGGAUUCGUAUCCUUCUUAAACCUGAUGUGUAUACGGAAAAAGUUAUGAUUCCAAAGGAGAAACCAUACAUCGUUCUUGAAGGAGACCCUAAAUUUCCCGCUACAAUCGAAUACGGAGAUGCAGGCAGUGUCAUUGGCAGUCCUACAUUCAAGUUGUUCGCAGAUAAUUUUGUGGCGCGAAGUAUAAUAUUCAAGAAUUCAUAUGACCAUCUUAUCUUGCCGGAUCCGAAUGGAAGCAAAACUACGUGGGCGCCUGCAAUCUUAAUCUCUGCAGACAAAGCAAGUUUUCACCACUGCAGUUUUAUUAGCUUGCAAGAUACAUUGACUGAUGAUGGUGGCCGUCACUAUUUUUACGAUUGCUUUAUUGAAGGGGCUAUAGACUUCAUUUGGGGCAAUGGCCAGUCAAUCUAUAAGAAAUGCCAGAUAUUUUCGAUAACAGAUCGAAUAGGGUUUACUGGUUUUAUUACAGCACAAGGCCGUAGAGCCGCAAACGAAACAACUGGUUUUGUGUUCAAAGAUUGCUAUGUAAACGGAACAGGUACUACAUUUUUAGGAAGACCGUGGAGACCUUAUUCGAGAGUAUUGUUUGCCUCCACCUUCAUGGAAAAUAUCAUCACCCCUGAGGGUUGGUCCCCAUGGCCGCCUGCUCCUGUGGAUUCGGUUGCAUUCUCGGAGGCAAAUUGUCAAGGGCCUGGAGCCAAUUUGUCGGGUCGUGUCCCAUGGGAGAAGAAGCUAUCAGAUGAAGAAGUGGCAUAUUUCACAAAUCCAGCUUCUUUCAUAGACCAAGAAGGAUGGUUGAGAAGUCAACCAAAUUAAGCCCUU
Messenger RNA from Pyrus x bretschneideri (Chinese white pear), 1014 nucleotides. RefSeq names its product probable pectinesterase 29. Gene Ontology annotation, biological process: cell wall modification. The transcript has 5 exons. The record is from RefSeq and is a predicted model, not a curated record. Bases 1 to 1008 code for a protein of 335 amino acids. Gene Ontology annotation, molecular function: pectinesterase activity. Lineage: Eukaryota; Viridiplantae; Streptophyta; Magnoliopsida; Rosales; Rosaceae.